Messenger RNA from Triticum turgidum subsp. durum (durum wheat), 465 nucleotides. Lineage: Eukaryota; Viridiplantae; Streptophyta; Magnoliopsida; Poales; Poaceae. The record is from the annotation of a GenBank genome assembly.
AUGGCAGGCACCCGACGAGGCGGUGCCUUGGGCGCCUUUACGGUUGCCGGAAAGUUCAAUCCGGUGCCUGAGUACGCUUUAACCUUCGUCCGCGACUACGACAUCAAGGGCAUCGGGGCCAUGUUGGCUAAAGCUUCUCCUUGCUCGAUGGAGGAACAGAUCGAACUCUUCAGGAAGAAUGUGGAACAAUUCAGGAAGCCUAAUGCCAUUGGAACAUUCCCCAACAAAGGCAAUGCCAAGGACAAGGAGGGCGAGGAGAGCGACAUCGAGGAGGAGGAGGGGGAUUACGAGGUGGAUGAAGAUUUUGGCGACGGUAUGGAUGAAGAUGAGGAGAUACUUGAGCUGAUGGUUGAUGACAGUAAACCUGCUACUGAUGGACAGCUUCAAGUCCAUAAUGAAGGUGAACGACAGUGCAAGAAGCCAAGAUUAGCAGAAGAAGGCUUUGGGUGGCAAGGGAAAUUUUGA